Molecule: messenger RNA, 1320 nt
Organism: Aspergillus affinis
Lineage: Eukaryota; Fungi; Ascomycota; Eurotiomycetes; Eurotiales; Aspergillaceae
Product: alpha/beta hydrolase family protein
Exons: 2
Coding region: 1-1320 (439 amino acids)
Biological process (GO): lipid catabolic process
Molecular function (GO): triacylglycerol lipase activity
Source: RefSeq, a predicted model, not a curated record
AUGUUCUUCUGCAAGUUGGUCGCCCUUCUGGGGCUGAUGACCGGCACCUUGACUGAUGCAUUGGAUCCUGCCAACUUCAACCUUUCUUUUUCUACUAUGCAACAAUACGGAUGUGACAAAGAGUGCCAGAGGAUCUUCGCUCUUGCACAAUCCGAAGACAGAAAACAGUUUGGAACCGACUUCGACUUCGACUUCUACGCAACGAGCCCUCACUUCAAUGGCUCGCGUCCGGGUGAUCUUCUGAAGUUCGAGCCAGUCAAUCCCACUACGCUGGACAUCGUGUCUGGUGUUAGCGUAUAUCGCUUCCAGUACACGUCUCAAUCUUUGAAUAGCACGCUGGUCCCGGCUACCGGCUUCAUCGCAAUUCCAUACGCGUCAACCCGCAAUGACAAGAAGUACAAGGUUAUUGCCUAUGCACAUGGAACUAUUGGCGUGUUCCGAGGAUGUCCGCCAUCCAGGGAGCCUACUCUCUACGAGUACGGAAGCUGGAGCCCGCUCAUCAACAGAGGAUACGCUGUUGUCGCCACGGACUACGCCGGCCUAGGAAACGACUACAUUGAUCAUGAAUAUCUCAGCUUCCCUGCCCAUGCAAACGACCUUUAUUACAGCAUGGUCGCGGCUCGCCAGGCUUUUCCCACCCUCUUCACUCAGGAAUUGAUGUCUGUCGGCCUUUCCCAAGGCGGAGGUGCAGUCUGGAAGCUAUCCGAAAGUCCUCUGCAUCAGACCGGAACAGCUGGAAGCUCCAACCCCAGCUCAUACGAUAUUAUCUACGAGAUACCCUGGCUUCCUAUCGCUCUCCAGCGGGCAUUUCCCAGACAGAAAGUUCCCAUGCUUGGCAAGAAGCUUAUGGAAAGAGUCGAGCUGGCCACGCAGGCCCAAACAUGCUACUACGGCAUCUCGUCGCUGAUGUAUGGUCUACAACCAUCUGAUAUCCUCGGUGACACUGGAAUAACCGAAGCUGCUCGCUAUCUACAGGAAUGGCAAAACCGGGUUGCUCCUGGUCAAGGUGCUAAGGCGACUGGUCCUAUUAUGAUCGUCCAAGGGCUGAAUGACACAGCCGUACUGCCUGAUAUCACUGUCGAUGCGUACAGAGAUACAUGUCGUCACGGAAACGAAGCGCAUCUGAGACUUUAUGGGGGCCUUGAUCACAGUGGUGUGUUCCCAGCUAGCGCAGUUGACUGGCUUUCCUUUAUUGAUGAUCACUUUACCCACCCGAAUCGUACUUGUGCUAGGUGCAGCAACCUUAUAAGGGUUCCUUUCGACCCUGUGCACAUGGUCUCGGCAAAGGAGUCGGAUGAGAUCACACAGCUUUUCAGUUGA